GACAAGCUAGACAGGUGAAAAAAGUUUCAACUAUAAGAUUUUUGUAAUUAUUUCCUUCACAUUGGACAUUGUAACAAAUAUUAGAAUUAAAAGGUUGUGGGCGAUUAUAUUUCAAUUAGAUUAUUUAAAUUUUCGAAAUGAAAUCUUAUAAUGGUUUUCUGUAUAGCGUGGUUUAAAGGUUGCUUAUUAUAACUAAAAUGGCAGUUCAACCGGGAAUUAGAGUUGUGAGGGGACCUGAUUGGAUUUGGCAAAAUCAGGACGAUGGGGAAGGUCAUGUUGGCACAGUUUGUGAAAUUGGAAGAUAUGGUUCAGCUCAUUCUCCAGAAAAAACUGUGGUUGUAAAUUGGGAUUCUGGGCCAAGGACUAAUUAUAGAAUAGGAUAUCAAGGACAAUAUGAUUUAAUUAUUGUUGAUAAUGCUCAGAUUGGAGUUCGUCAUUCAAAUGUUGUUUGCGAUGGUUGUUAUAAAGGAGGAAUUGCGGGAAUUGUUUUUAAGUGCGCACAGUGUUCAAAUUAUUACUUAUGCUCAUUUUGUUAUGGAAAUGAUGUACAUGAUACAGAACAUUCUUUUAUUAGGUACACAACACCGCAGUCAUUGGGAGUAAGGGUGACACCAAGAAAAGGAGUAACAAAAACACAACUGAAGGGAAUCUUUGUUGGAGCAAAAGUCGUAAGAGGUUCUGAUUGGGAAUGGGGUCAACAAGAUGGUGGAGAAGGAAAAACUGGAAGAGUUAUGGAAAUUCGAGGUUGGGACAAUGAAUCUUGCAGAAGCGUCGCUAAUGUGUCUUGGGUAACUGGUUCCACUAAUGUUUAUCGUCUUGGGCAUAAGGGUAAUGUUGACUUGCGGUACGUAACUCCUACAACUGGCGGAUAUUAUUAUAAGGAUCACAUGCCAAUUCUCGGCCAAACAGAGGAACAACAACCUGUCAUUUCCGCAGUUAAACCUGUUUUUUCUGUGGGAGAUAGAGUGAAAGUAUGUCUGGAAGUAGACGCUCUUAUGAAAUUGCAGCAAGGUCAUGGAGGAUGGAACCCAAGAAUGGUCGAGCAUUUAGGAAAAGUUGGGAUCGUGCAUAGAAUAACGGAGAAGGGUGAUAUUAGGGUUCAAUACGAAAAUUGUCCAAAUAGAUGGACUUUCCACCCAGCUGCUUUAGUCAAAGUUUGCUCUUUCCGUGUUGGAGAUUUGGUUACAAUCAUAACUGAUGUGUCUAAAGUUCAGCAAUUACAAAAAGGACAUGGCGAGUGGAUAGAACCAAUGAAAACCGUUUUAGGAAAAACUUGUAAAGUAGUCAAAGUUUAUUCAGAUGGUGAUUUGAGAAUUCAACAAUUAGACGCUGCAAUUGAAUGGACUCUUAAUCCCAAAUGUGUCAAAUUGGAACGACCUCCAUUAGCUACAGCUGCAGAACGCUCGAAUAGUAUGAUGGAUUUAAGCCAUCAGCGCUCUGAUCACAUAAUAACACCUUUAUCGGGCUUAUCGGGAUCAUCUUCCGCAGAUAAACUUGUUCGUGAGGCUGCUCAAGGACAUUUUGAUUUUGUUAAGCAAUAUUUAGAACAACAUCCAAAUCAAGUUGAUGUCAUGAGUGGAGGGAAAACUUGUCUACAAGUAGCUGCCCAUCAAGGCCACGUUAACUUAGUUAGAUUUCUAAUAAAUAGCGGUGCUAAUGUUAAUGUUAUUGAUAAGGAAGGUGAUUCGACGUUGCAUUAUGCUGCUUUUGGAAAUCAAGCGGAAGCUAUGCGUAUAUUAUUAGAGAAUAAUGCAAAAAUAAAUUUUUUAAAUGCUAGUCAUUGUUCAGCAUUACAUAUAUGCGCACAUAAAAAGACCCCUGAUUGUAUACGAAUUUUAUUGGCGUUUGGAGUCAAUGUCAAUAUACAAGACUCGUAUGGCGAUACUGCAUUACACGAUGCAAUUGGUAAAGAAAACAGUGAAGUAGUUGACUUAAUUUGCUCUGCCCCAAACUUAGACUUUACAGUUAGAAACAAUCGAGGUUUUAAUGUACUGCAUCAUGCUUCACUUAAAGGAAACGUGUUUGCUACGAAACGUAUAUUGCAAUUGGCAAGACAACUAGUCAACGUAAAGAAGGAUGACGGAUUUGCAGCUCUUCAUUUAGCGGCUUUGAAUGGUCAUUCUGAAGUUGUGGAGGCGUUAAUAUUGCAUGGUGCCGAGAUAGAUAUACGAAAUAAUCGAAGACAAACACCGUUUCUAUUAGCUGUAUCACAAGGUCACUCUGCCGCAAUCGAAAAAUUAGUAAAACUGGGAUGCAACAUUAAUGCAAUGGAUGAAGAUGGAGAUAACGCUUUGCAUUUAUGUGUAAUAAAGAAAACCAAUUUUCAACAUUCAGUCCCAUCUGCAUCAGAUUCACCAGAGAUAUAUGAAAUUUAUAAUAGCUUGGAAAAUUUAUCAGAACUAAGAUUCAUGUACGCAAUCUUAUGUUAUUUGUCGAAAAAGGGUUGUAAAAUAGAAGCUAAUAACAAGGGCUCAAAGAUAUUUGAUUGGGUUCAUGACAAAGAUAUUCAAAAAAUAAUUUUAAAUUAUCAAGCUAUGUUCGUUCAUGAAGCUACACCAAGCACCAGUGACAUUCAGCCGGUAACGAACAAUGGGCAAGCAAUGAAUUUACCACCAUCUGGCGGAAAUAUAUCUUUAAGCGAUGUGCCAAGUGGUAGUACAGCAGAGUCUUCUAACUUUGGUAUUAUGCAAAAUAUUCCAACUCCAGCUAAAAGAAAAACAGCUUCCAAUACUUUACACAAGAACAAUUUGCAAUCUACACGAACAAUAGACGACCAAAGCAAUGUCAAUUCAUUUGAUAUUAAAAAUUUAGAGUCUUUAUUAAAUCGAAACCAAAUUGGGGGAAAUGAUAAUAUAGGCGCUUCAAAUAUUCAAGAAACUGAAUCCACUUAUGUAGAAAUGACCCCAACUAAAAGCAAAAUAUCAAACAACGAUGAACAGUCUCAAGGGUCAACUCAAAAACCGACGAAUAAUCAAUCAAAUAUAUCUGGAAAAGGACAUACAAGUCGAAAACAAGCAUCUCUUACAGAAAACAUUAGUUCAAAUCUUGUAAAAUUAUCGCCGGUAACAUCGCCCAGCUUAGAGCCCAAAGAGUGUAUUGUCUGUAAUGAAACUCUUCUUUUAAUCAUUUUUGAACCUUGCAUGCAUCAAAUUUCAUGCGAAGAAUGUGGAAUUAGAAUGAAAAAAUGCUUAUCUUGUCAGACGUUAAUCGAAAAGCGUUUAAAUAUUAAUGGCAAGGAUGUUACAAAGAAAAAUCAAACUAGAAUACCCUCGGCCGAUCGUUUAAGAUAUUUGGAAAAUAAAAUACAAGAGUUUGAAGAAUCUCGUUAUUGCAGUAUAUGUAUGGAACGCAAUAAAGAUGUAGCAUUUUUAUGUGGACAUGGAGCCUGUUCACGUUGUGCGGAAACUUUACGUACAUGUCAUAUGUGUAGAAAAACUAUUGUGAAAAAAAUAAAUUUAUAUUAAAGCA
This is a messenger RNA of Condylostylus longicornis, 3468 nucleotides long. It is a transcript of the gene mib2, whose product is annotated as E3 ubiquitin-protein ligase MIB2. The coding region runs from base 198 to 3464 and encodes 1088 amino acids. The transcript is spliced from 9 exons. Gene Ontology annotation, cellular component: cytoplasm. Gene Ontology annotation, molecular function: ubiquitin-protein transferase activity; zinc ion binding; protein binding. Gene Ontology annotation, biological process: protein ubiquitination. The record is from RefSeq and is a predicted model, not a curated record. NCBI's taxonomy places the organism in Eukaryota, Metazoa, Arthropoda, Insecta, Diptera, Dolichopodidae.